This is a messenger RNA of Tetrahymena thermophila SB210, 441 nucleotides long. RefSeq lists its product as hypothetical. The transcript has a single exon. Lineage: Eukaryota; Ciliophora; Oligohymenophorea; Hymenostomatida; Tetrahymenidae. The record is from RefSeq and is a predicted model, not a curated record.
AUGAAUAUUAGUAGGAAUUUGUUUUAUAAACUACUAUUCCUAUUAUCAAAAAGGCUAUCAUUGACAUUAAGUCUUUAAAACUUCUAGCCAGUCCAUAAGCCUUUCCAGUUGAUUAUUUUUUUACAAAUUUUCCUAACAGAGGAAACAUCGCUACAACUCUCAUAUUAUAACCCAGACCAAUAAUCACUGUUCCAAGAAUAGGAUCGUAUUAGGUUAAAAUAAAUUGUCCAAACAAAGAUGCAAAGCUGGAAAAUAAAAGCCACUCGUGACCUUUUUAAAGCCAAUCAUAACCCAUUCCCAUUAACCAGUUAAAAAAGCCAUAGAAUGUGCAUAUAGAUGAUAUUCUUGUAGAAUCUAAAGUAUUUAUCUACCAAUAAGAUGAAAGGUAAGCAGGUAACAAGGCGUCUAUAACAUUGGUUACUAGUAAACUAGAUGCGAUGA